AUGAAGGAUGCAAAGGCUGUUCAAACACCUCUUGGCCAACAUCUCAAAUUGUCUCAUGAUCAGAGUCCCCAAACUGAAGAGGAUAAACUGGAAAUGGCUACUAUCCCAUAUGCAAAUGCACUAAGUUAUCUAAGGUACUUGAUGGUAUGUUCAAGACCAGAUCUCGCUUACUCGGUGAGUCUUGUGAGUAGAUUUAUUAGCAACCCAAGUAAGGCUCACUGGUUUGCCCUUAAGUGGAUCCUGAGGUACUUAAAAGGGAUUAAAUCGGUUGGCAUUUUAUUUAGAAGGAACAAAAGGAAAGAUGGCUGCAUUGAAGGUUUUGUAAAUGCAAAUUAUGCAGGAGACUUUGAUCGGAGAAAAUCAACAUCUACUUUUGUGUUUACAUUAUGGGGGAAUGUGGUUAAUUGGAAGUCAAAACUCCAACAUAUGGUCACACUUUCUUCAACUGAAUCUGAAUAUGUGGCUUUGACAAAAGCAGCUAAAGAGGCUAAAUGGUUGAAGGGGUUUGUAAAUGAGCUGGAGCUGGAACAGGGAACUGUUGUGAUUAAUAGUGAUAGUUAG
This is a messenger RNA of Pistacia vera, 561 nucleotides long. RefSeq names its product secreted RxLR effector protein 161-like. The coding region runs from base 1 to 561 and encodes 186 amino acids. The record is from RefSeq and is a predicted model, not a curated record. NCBI's taxonomy places the organism in Eukaryota, Viridiplantae, Streptophyta, Magnoliopsida, Sapindales, Anacardiaceae. The transcript has a single exon.